Beta vulgaris subsp. vulgaris (sugar beet) is the source of this 2967-nucleotide messenger RNA. RefSeq names its product homeobox-leucine zipper protein ATHB-8. Gene Ontology annotation, molecular function: DNA-binding transcription factor activity; lipid binding; DNA binding. Bases 199 to 2724 code for a protein of 841 amino acids. The transcript has 18 exons. The record is from RefSeq and is a predicted model, not a curated record. Lineage: Eukaryota; Viridiplantae; Streptophyta; Magnoliopsida; Caryophyllales; Amaranthaceae.
UCUUCCUAUUCCAUGACAAAUUGAAAAGAAUUCCCAUAUAAAACAACAAACCCAUUACUUCACCUUACUCAUUUCAUUUUCUGUUCAUCUCCUUGAAUUUCCUUCAACAAAAUUUCUUUGGUUUGCACAGCAAUGUUCAAGGAAUUGAAGUCCUUUGAGGGAUUUCAAGAUUGAAGUGAGUAAAAAAAAUCUUAAGGGAUGAUGGCUGUGAGCUCGGCCUGCAGGGAUGCUAACAAAAUGGGGGCAGAUGCUGGAAAAUAUGUCCGGUAUACUCCUGAGCAGGUUGAAGCCCUUGAGAGGCUCUACCAUGACUGCCCAAAACCCAGUUCCCUUCGCCGCCAACAACUUAUUAGGGAAUGUCCUAUUCUCUCCAACAUUGAGCCUAAACAAAUUAAAGUUUGGUUUCAGAACCGAAGAUGUAGAGAGAAGCAGAGAAAAGAAUCAUCAAGAUUACAAGGGGUGAACCGGAAGUUGACAGCAAUGAACAAGCUGUUAAUGGAGGAAAAUGAUAGGUUGCAAAAGCAAGUGGCUCAUUUGGUUUACGAAAAUAGUUAUUUUCGCCAACAUACACCAAAUGCGGCAACACUAGCCACCACAGACAACAGUUGUGAGUCAGUGGUGACAAGCGGCCAACAACAAGCGACUUCUCAGCGUCCUCCAAAGGAUGCUAGCCCUGCAGGACUUGUGUCUAUUGCAGAGGAAACUUUAACAGAGUUUCUUUCGAAGGCAACUGGAACCGCUGUUGAGUGGAUCCAAAUGCCUGGAAUGAAGCCUGGUCCGGAUUCCAUUGGAAUCAUUGCUAUUUCUCAUGGAUGCACUGGAGUUGCAGCUCGUGCAUGCGGUCUUGUGAGUCUAGAACCCACAAGAGUUGCUGAGAUCCUGAAAGAUCGACUUUCAUGGUAUCGUGAUUGCCGAGCUGUGGAUGUCAUGAAUGUGAUGUCAACUGGAAAUGGGGGAACAAUCGAACUGUUAUAUAUGCAGCUCUAUGCACUCACAACUUUGGCUCCAGCACGUGACUUCUGGUUGAUGCGCUACACAUCUCUUCUAGAAGAUGGUAGUGUUGUGAUCUGCGAGAGAUCACUGAACAACACUCAGAAUGGACCCAGUAUGCCAUCAGUACAGCAUUUUGUGAGAGCAGAAAUUUUGCCAAGUGGGUAUCUAAUUAGACCCUGUGAAGGGGGUGGGUCUAUCAUUCACAUUGUUGAUCAUAUGGACCUUGAGCCAUGGAGGGUACCUGAAGUGUUGCGCCCACUAUACGAGUCAUCUACUUUGCUUUCUCAAAGAACAACUAUGGCGGCUCUAAGGCAGUUGAGGCAGAUAUCUCAGGAGAUUUCUCAACCAAAUGUCACUGGUUUUGGACGACGUCCAGCAGCCUUACGUGCUCUGAGCCAGAGGUUAAGCAAGGGUUUUAAUGAAGCCGUCAAUGGAUUUAUGGAUGAAGGGUGGUCUAUGAUGGACAGUGAUGGAAUUGAUGAUGUAACUCUUCUAGUGAAUUCAUCCCCAAGCAAAAUGAUGGGUGAAAAUCAAUUCUACAGCAAUGGAUUUCCAUCCGUGGGCACUGCAGUGUUAUGUGCUAGAGCCUCCAUGCUCUUACAGAACGUGCCUCCUGCCGUGCUCCUUAGGUUCUUGCGAGAACAUCGAUCUGAAUGGGCAGACAGCGGCAUUGAUGCUUAUGCAGCAGCUGCUGUCAAAGCUGCUCCUUGCACCAUACCAGUUUCUCGUACUGGAUGUGUUGGGGGUCAGGUCAUUCUUCCUCUUGCCCACACAAUCGAAAAUGAAGAGUUCAUGGAGGUUGUCAGGCUUGAAAAUCUUGGCCACUAUCGAGAAGACAUGUUUAUGCCAGGAGACAUAUUUCUACUGCAGCUUUGUAGUGGAGUAGAUGAAAACGCUGUAGGUGCAUGCGCAGAACUCGUAUUUGCUCCAAUAGACGCAUCUUUCUCAGAUGACGCUCCGCUUCUUCCUUCUGGUUUCCGUAUCAUUCCAGUCGACUCUUCCAAGGACGUUUCAAGUCCAAAGUGCACUCUUGACCUUACCUCUGCCCUUGAGGUUGGCCCAGCUGGAAAUAAAACACUUGCUGAUAAUAGUGGGUCUGGAGGUGGGAAAUCUGUGAUGACUAUAGCUUUUCAGUUCGCUUUCGAAAUUCAUCUUCAGGAGAAUGUUGCUUCGAUGGCACGGCAGUAUGUUAGGAGUAUUAUAUCCUCCGUUCAAAGGGUAGCAUCUGCGCUAUCCCCUUCUCGUUUUGGAUCUCUUAGUGGCUCUCCUUUAUCUCCGGGAACUCCCGAAGCUCAGACGCUUGCACGUUGGAUUUGUCAAAGCUACAGGUGCUAUCUAGGUGUGGAGUUGCUUAAACCCAGUAACGAGGGAGGAGAAUCCAUACUUAAAACUCUUUGGCAACAUUCAGAUGCCAUUUUAUGCUGCUCUUUGAAGGCGCUGCCAGUUUUCACGUUUGCAAAUCAAGCAGGACUCGAUAUGCUUGAGACUACUCUUGUUGCUCUGCAAGAUAUUACGUUAGAAAAGAUUUUUGAUGAACAAGGCCGGAAAGCCCUCUUCACUGAGAUGCCUCAGAUAAUGCAGCAGGGUUUCAUUUGUCUUCAAGGAGGUAUCUGCAUGUCAAGCAUGGGAAGGCCGAUUUCCUAUGAGCGAGCAGUUGCUUGGAAGGUGUUCAACGAUGCCGAAGAUGCUCAAUGCAUGUGCUUUAUGUUUAUCAACUGGUCUUUUGUAUGAAAAUUCUGCUCAAGUAGUUUCAGGGAUAAAAUCAACACUUUAGAAAAGUUAGAUUUUAUUUUUGCUUUUUUGUAAUAUUAUUACUUAGGAAAGCCUUAGGGGAAGCAAUGAAGAGGGUUUUGUAUACCUUUGGAAUGGCUGAUUUUGAGCUGUGCCCUAAAUUAUGUAGGCUGUUACAUUUUCCUUUUUCUCAGAUACUUCAACACUUUGACCCACCUAAUUUAUGUAUCAUGUUUUUAGGUA